Messenger RNA from Melanotaenia boesemani (Boeseman's rainbowfish), 1633 nucleotides. RefSeq names its product serine protease 27-like. Gene Ontology annotation, molecular function: serine-type endopeptidase activity. The coding region runs from base 119 to 1099 and encodes 326 amino acids. Lineage: Eukaryota; Metazoa; Chordata; Actinopteri; Atheriniformes; Melanotaeniidae. The record is from RefSeq and is a predicted model, not a curated record. Gene Ontology annotation, biological process: proteolysis. The transcript has 6 exons.
UAUGAACAGACAGCAGCUGGACUUCUUCACAAACUUCAGACACAUAAAAAUCACAUCAUGGGCUUUAAAUUCCUGACUUACGGAGUGCUGCUGGUGGCUUUGACGGCUACAGGAAGUGAUGCACAGCUGGAUGUUUGUGGAACGGCUCCUCUCAACACACACAUCAGCACGAGAUUGUGGGGGGGGUACGAACGCCGUGGCGGGGGCGUGGCCAUGGCAGGUCAGUCUGCAGUCCAAUGGCUUCCAUUUCUGUGGAGGUUCCCUGAUCAACAACCAGUGGGUCCUGACUGCUGCUCACUGCUUUUCCAGCAGCACCCCUGCAAAUCUGCGUGUCUACCUUGGAGCUGACAGCCUGCAAGGCACAAAUCCUAAUGCAGUGUCCCGGUCAGUGUCCCAGAUCAUUGUUCACCCAAACUACAAUUCAGACACCAACGACAACGACGUCACCCUGCUGAAACUUUCCACAGCUGUGACUUUUACCAACUACAUCAGACCUGUGUGUCUGGCAGCAGAUGGCAGCAUCUUCGCAGGUGGACAGGACAGCUGGGUCACUGGAUGGGGGAACGUCGGUUCUGGUGUUUCGCUUCCUAGCCCUCAGACACUGCAGGAGGUGGAGAUUCCCAUUGUGACCAACACUCAGUGCAACGCUGCUUAUUAUUCAAUCACAAGCAACAUGAUCUGUGCUGGUUUGACUCAAGGAGGAAAGGACUCCUGUCAGGGAGACUCCGGCGGCCCGAUGGUGAGUUUAAAUGACACCAGGUGGGUCCAGUCUGGAGUGGUGAGCUUUGGAGAGGGAUGUGCUCUGGCAGGCUUUCCAGGAGUCUACGCCCGAGUGUCCCAGUACCAGUCCUGGAUCAACAGUCAGAUCAGCAGCAACCAGCCAGGAUCAAUCAAAUUUGGGACUUCUAUCAGUUCAGGAAGUUUAACAGGUUCAGGAAAUUCAGGAAGUUCAGGAAGUUCAUUAAAUUCAGGAAAUUCAGGGAAUUCAGGAAUUUCAGGAAGUUCAGGGACCACAGGAGGAGGCCAGAUCAUCUCCGUCUCAUUCCCUCUGCUGCUGUCCAUCCCACCUGUCCUCUUCUCUCUCUUUGUCCUCUCAUGAUGAAUGAAGACUGAGUUCACCAGAAAGUAAUAAAUAAAUAAAUAAAUAAAUAAAUAAACAGCCAAUGGCCACAUUUUCAUUUUUAGAUUAAUUUCUCCCACAAUAAAAUGAAUGAAUUAAUUUAAUUAAUUACUCUUUACUUAACAGAUUAAUAUCUAAUAAGCUUCCCAAUUUCCAAAGAAAAAACUUUUUGUAGGUGGAAUUCGGGGGUCUAUGCCUUUCUUUGAUAUUAUUUGAUAUUUUCUUUUAAAUUAAUAAAGAAAAAAAGUUAAUUUACUUCAUAUUAAUUAAUUAAAUUUCUGGUUCCAAUGAAAAUAAUAUUGAAUCAUUAUAAAAGAAAUUAUAUAAUCAGCAGAAGUUUCAUUUUCAAGAUUGACUCUUCAUAUACAGAGACCUGUCAGACAAAAUGAAUAAAAGUAGAACACAGUUCAAUAAAUAGAUUUAUAUUAUGAAAUGCACCAAAAUAAAAAUGAUUGGUAAUAAAUAUUUGCAUUAAUUAAUUUUUCCAAUAUUACAUAAUUAGAUUUUCUGCAU